AUGACUACCCAACGAGUCGACGUUCACCACCAUUUUGUCCCGGAGUUUUAUGCACAAGCUUUACAAGCUAAAGGCGGUGACCCCUCGGGAUGGGUGACCCCGGACUGGAGCCUGGAGAAGGACCUGUCAUUCAAUGACCAGCAUCGCAUAUCAUUCGCCUUUCUCACCAUCACUGCUCCCGGUCCUACUAUUCUCCCCCUCGCCGAACAGGUUGGCUUUUGUCAACAAGCCAACAAAACGGCCGCCGAGAUCCGCGCGGCCCAGCCAGCCCGCUACGGCUUUUUCGCCUCUAUUCCGUCUCUGCUUGACCCUGAGUCUGCCCAUAAAGAGAUCAUCCACGCGCUGGAUGAGUUGCAGGCUGACGGCAUCAUCUUGUACACCCGCUACGGAUCGGACAACCAUUACCUAGGCCACUCGGAUUUCCGGGCCACCUGGGACCUGCUCAACAAACGCGGCGCUAUCGUGUUCAUUCACCCAACGCACCCGGUCGAUACCCAAUGGGCCAGCCCCUCGCUCCCGCAGCCAAUAAUUGACUAUCCUCAUGAGACUACUCGUACAGCCGUCGACCUUAUUGUCUCCGGCAUCAUGCAUGACUAUACCGACUUGAAGAUCAUCCUCUCUCACGCCGGUGGCACCUUGCCCUAUCUGGCGCUGCGUCCAGCCACGGUACUGCCGUAUCUUCCAUCUCCGACUGCGCCCGUUCCAGCAGAGGGUCAGUCGGGCCGCGACCUUACGAACCAGUUCAUGGAGGACGCCAAGCGGUUCUACUUUGACACAGCAUUAUCGGCGGGGUCCCAUACUCUGUCUCUGUUGAGAGAGUUCGCGAAGCCGGAUCACGUGCUUUUUGGUAGCGAUUUCCCUUAUGCGCCGACGCCCGCUAUCGCAGAUAUGAACGCGAGACUGGACAGCUACGGCGCAGAACACGAGGCAUUUGUCCAGUCCAUUGGAUCUGGGGCUGCAUUGAAGUUGUUCCCUCGUUUGAGCAAGGUCCUAUCGAACGAUCACCAUGCUUAG
Molecule: messenger RNA, 1014 nt
Organism: Microdochium trichocladiopsis
Lineage: Eukaryota; Fungi; Ascomycota; Sordariomycetes; Xylariales; Microdochiaceae
Exons: 2
Coding region: 1-1014 (337 amino acids)
Biological process (GO): secondary metabolic process
Cellular component (GO): cytosol; cytoplasm
Molecular function (GO): carboxy-lyase activity; hydrolase activity
Source: RefSeq, a predicted model, not a curated record